Messenger RNA from Podospora anserina S mat+, 387 nucleotides. RefSeq lists its product as uncharacterized. Lineage: Eukaryota; Fungi; Ascomycota; Sordariomycetes; Sordariales; Podosporaceae. Gene Ontology annotation, molecular function: ATPase activator activity. The record is from RefSeq and is a predicted model, not a curated record. Gene Ontology annotation, cellular component: PAM complex, Tim23 associated import motor. Bases 1 to 387 code for a protein of 128 amino acids. The transcript is spliced from 2 exons. Gene Ontology annotation, biological process: protein import into mitochondrial matrix.
AUGUCCAAAGCCCCCGCGCAGACACCCCAAACCUCGUCUCAACAAACCCGCAAACCCGAAUCCGAAAUGUCCGCAGUAGCCAUCGGCGCAGGAGUAGCAGUUGCUGCCUUCCUCGGCAGAGCAGGCCUCGUAGCCUGGCGUCGCUCCCGCGGCGGCGUCGGCGCCCUCGGCAAAGCCUUUUACAAGGGCGGCUUCGAGCCCAGGAUGAACAAGCGCGAGGCGGCGCUGAUCCUGUCGCUUCAGGAGAGCUCCAUCACAAAGGACAAGGUCAGGAAGGCGCACAGGACGCUGAUGCUGCUCAACCAUCCUGAUCGCGGGGGGAGUCCGUACUUGGCGACCAAGGUGAAUGAGGCGAAGGAGUUUUUGGAGAAGACUACUUCUUCGUAG